UGAACAAAAUUGUUUCAUUCUGAUAAGUGUUGUGUCAAUAAGCAGUAGUAUGUCUCACGGUCAGUGACAAAGCUGAUUCUGCAUCGGAACAACUCUUUCGGUGUCGAAGCGAUCACGCGACUCCACGCAGGGCCGAAGAGUAACAAAACGCGAAUUGUUGGCCGCAGCAAUUCAGCAGGUCAGUCGAGUUCGAGAGAGCUUACGGAUAGCACGUCUUUUCAAUAGUCCAUAAUUGAGCCACCAUGGUGGACUAUUUCCAAAUAUUAUGCGGAGCCCUGGUGUUGCUCCUAGCAUUUUACUACUACCUCACUUCAUCCUUCAACUAUUGGAAAAAGCUUGGCGUUGCCGGACCACGGCCCUUGCUGAUAUUUGGAAAUCUUAAAUCGACUACAUUGGCACAAGCGUCUAUGAGCGAUACCACAAGGAAAAUGUACAACGAAUUCAAAAACGAGCCAGUGUUCGGAAUCUACGGAGGCAGUGCACCAAUUUUGGUUGUUAAUGAUCUCGAUCUAGUCAAAGAUGUCCUCAUCGGAGACUUCUCCUUGUUUGCGUCUCGAGGACUACCCUUGUUUCCUAAGGUGGAUCGUUUAGGAGAGCAUCUCUUCAAUUUGGAGCCUGAAAUAUGGCGUCCACUGAGAGCAAGACUCUCGCCAGUGUUUACGUCUGGUAAACUUAAAGAAAUGUUCCCUCUCGUGAUAGAAUGUGGAAAACAUUUGGAGAAAUACUUGGACACAGUGACAAAAAAGGGAGAGCCUGUGGAAUGCCGAGAAAUAGCAGCGAAAUUUACAACUGAUGUGAUCGGUACCUGUGCCUUUGGAAUCGACAUGAACGCCAUCGCGGACGAGGAUAGUGAAUUUCGCAGGAUGGGCAGAGAAAUCUUCACUCCGUCCUUGAAACAGGUUAUUAGAGAUACGACAAGGCAAUUCUUCCCGGCGAUAUACGCACGACUAGGUCAUUUACUGCAGCCGACAAAGGUCACUGAUUUCUUUACGAAGGUGGUUAUGGACACAAUGAAAUACAGGGAAGAAAAAAAUGUGGUCAGACCUGAUUUCAUCAAUAUGCUCUUGGAGUUGAGGAGGAAUCCGAGUCAGUUGGAAAACAUUGAGUUGACGGAUUCGUUGCUGACCUCGCAAGCAUUUGUGUUCUUCUUAGGAGGAUUUGAAACGUCAUCGUCAACAAUAGGACAUGCACUUUAUGAACUAGCACUACAUCCAGAUAUACAAGACAAAUUACGUAAGGAAAUUCGAGAAAAUUUCGAAAAAAACGCGAGAGAGGGCAAAAAUUUAACAUACGACCAAGUCAAAGAAUUGAAGUAUUUGGAUGCAGUGUUUCAUGAAACGCUAAGGAAGCACCCGUUACUGCCGAUACUAAUGAGACAGGUGAAUACGAACUACACUUUUAAGGGCACGAAAAUCACAAUCCCUAAAGACACGAGGAUAUGGAUACCAGUAUAUGGAAUCCAUAACGAUCCCGAUAUUUACACAAAACCUGAGGUAUUUGAUCCUGAACGGUUUACCAAUAAUGGUAUUUCAACCAGGCAUCCUAUGAGCUUCUUGGCUUUUGGUGAUGGACCCAGAAAUUGCAUCGGAGCACGUUUUGCAUUUUACCAGACCAAGGUUGGACUUAUUUCCAUCCUUCGUAAUCACAAGGUCGAAGUCUGCGAGAAGACCACGAUUCCAUUCAAGUCUGAGAGCCGGGCGUUCUUGUUAUCACUUAAGGGAGGAGUAAUGUUAAAAAUGUCGAGAGUUGAAUAAUUUUUUGUUUGUUUUUAUAAACGUGUAUAUAAAACAAUAAAAGAAACAAUUGAUUAA
This is a messenger RNA of Megalopta genalis, 1811 nucleotides long. RefSeq names its product putative cytochrome P450 6a14. Gene Ontology annotation, molecular function: monooxygenase activity; heme binding; iron ion binding. The record is from RefSeq and is a predicted model, not a curated record. NCBI's taxonomy places the organism in Eukaryota, Metazoa, Arthropoda, Insecta, Hymenoptera, Halictidae.